Messenger RNA from Vicia villosa (hairy vetch), 2332 nucleotides. RefSeq lists its product as uncharacterized. The coding region runs from base 178 to 2019 and encodes 613 amino acids. Lineage: Eukaryota; Viridiplantae; Streptophyta; Magnoliopsida; Fabales; Fabaceae. The transcript has 5 exons. The record is from RefSeq and is a predicted model, not a curated record.
ACCAGGAAAAUAAUUAACUAUAGCAGUAAUUAGCCAUGAAACUUCAAAGUCUACUAUUGACCAGAAACCUGUUUCGUUUUUCACGAUGAUAAAACCAAGAUUCUAAUUGCGGUAUUUCCGAUUAUCACCACCACCAUUCAUCAAAGGAACACAAAGAGACAAAAACCAAAACAAAAGAUGAAUCAAAACGAGAUUAACCAAUUAGCUUCAUUAACCACUUCUCGUUUGUCUCCACUUGCGAAACCCUUCACUUUCAAUCGCUCUUCUUCUUUAUCAGCUAAACCCUUUGUAAAUAAUGGUGGUGAUGAUGAUGAUGAUGACCCUUUUAGUUCUUUGCUUGAUUCUUUUAGACAAAGUAACCUUGGUUCAAAGGGUUGCUAUGUGUCUUUGAAUGGUGCUGUGAAAGCUACUACUUUGCCGGGUGAAGGUGGUUCUAAUGGAGUUUCAGUUUUUGAAGGGAACCCUUUUAUGGAAUUGGAUAAAAAUGGUGACUUUGAUGUGGUUAAUUGGACACAGUUUGAAGGUGGUAGUUCAGCUGGUGAUGUGAGCAUGCUUCAGAAAGUUAAGCCGGCUGUCGACGGGUUGAAUCAUCAUCUAACAGUGUCCAAUGGCAUAUUUGAAAAAAGCACUGGUAUAAUUGCGGGAAAGGACGUUUUAUCGAAUUCUGAAGGAACAAAACAAUCUGCUGAUGAGUCUAGCUCCUUUCUUACGGCACAGAACAAAAUUGCUCCACUCAAGAUAUCGCGUGAUAUAUCUUCUACUAAAAGCGCUCCUCAAAUUGAGCUCUCAAAUUAUCUGGGUGAUUGUGACACUGAUGUGGAUUCUCCUUGUUGGAAGGGAAACACAAAUUUUAGUUUAACUCCAUCAGAAAUUUCACAAUCUGUAGAAUUUCAUCAUGUUGAGAAAGCAACAGAAAAACAUAACACGUUAAAUCCUCGAGCUCCACAGUUCUUUCCUGGUAUUGGAUACGUUACGGAUGAUUUUUUGUCUUCGAACUCUGGUGUGCCUGUAACUACUAAUUUGUUGUCAGAAGAGGACUUACUCAUGAAAAUUGUCACGGGAGAACUUCGGUAUUCAACCAACAUCAGCGGAAUAGAAAAGCCGUUUAGUAUGGUUAAUAAUCCAGGAAGUAGCUCUGUGGAUCCUAUGCUAAAUUCACAUUGUACAAUGACUCAGCCUUCUAAAAAAGAUUUCGCGAUUUCAAAAGGAAAACUUGUAACUACAGGUGAUGUCGAUGACUCUGUGAAAGGAGCUGAAAAUCCAUGGGCUAGUAGGUCAACAAUGAGUGAAGUUUUCUCUACAAAGGGCCAUUCAUCAAUAUCACAUCCAUCAUCAUCAUCUCAAGUCAAUGUUUAUACCGAUCUUCUAAAAUCAUUUGAAGGUCUCUCCAAGUCUUUAAUCAAAUCUCCAAAGCCGGAUGUUAAGAUAAUGGUUGGCGCAAUGCAUGUUCUUUCAGAAUUGCUUGCACAAACCUGUGUGGACGGAGUAGAUUCAUAUAGUGAACAUGAUUUUAGAAUGACUACGGUACCGCAAAUAAUCAACAAUCUGAAUGAUUUUCAUGCGAAAGUAUGUGGCGAAAGGAUUUCAAUUUCAACCCAUGAUUCAACUCCUGCAAAUAGUCCUUUUUGUGUUGAUAGUUCAUUAAAGCUUACCAAGGGACUCGAAAUGGAAAAUGUAGAGACCCUCGCUGUUCCACACCAGCUCUAUCUGCAAAAUGAUUAUGUUGGAAAAAACAUGGUUUCUAAUGUGAUUGGUCAGAGAGAACUGAGUUCUUUUGCUUCUAGCAGCGGAGGAGGCAGCAAGAAAAGCAACGAAGCGGGUCAGCUUCAGGUCAUUCGGAGAAGUCUAGGGAAAAAUCUGGAUUUUGACAAACAAAUACCCCCCGAGGCGUCGAUGUUUUGGAAUUUAUGGCUCGAUUCUGAAGCCGAGCGUUGCUACAGAAAAUUUAAAACUUAUCAUUGGCUUAUGGAAGCUGGUGUGGAUGUAAAUUGCAACAAUGUUGCGGAAUUGUGGAGGUGACACUUGACAAUGCUUAAUAGUUUGUAGAUUUGGUACGAUACAUAAUAUAAGCUGUACACAUCGGAGAUAUCAUACAUAUUCACGAUCGACUAAUUCUUGGACGGAUUUCUGCUUGUACAAACGUAAGCAAUUCACGUGAAUCCAGUGGAUCUGGACUGCAACAAAGAGGAAGACAACAUUAUGCUACGGUGUCGGUUCAUUUAUUUUCUUCUUCUGGUUUGUUUUAAAUUUGGCAGAAACAUCAAAUAUGUAAUUACCAACUAACCAAGUCUAACUAUUUAAAUGUCAAAAACUUGUUUUGUUUUGUUUUCUA